This is a messenger RNA of Prorocentrum cordatum, 1230 nucleotides long. NCBI's taxonomy places the organism in Eukaryota, Dinophyceae, Prorocentrales, Prorocentraceae. The record is from the annotation of a GenBank genome assembly.
AUGGUCCCCGUCCUGGAGGCCGCCAAGCAGGUGCACGACUCGCUGCGAGACAGCUGCCCCGGCCUGGACGAGGUCAUCCCGUUGACGCAUCAGGAUAUGGCAGAGGACGUGGAGAUGGCCAAGAUGGGGCUAUUUCCUGUGAUUAUUGGCGGCCAUGAUCAUGAAUUGAUCAACGAGGUCCAUGGCCCCUGGGGCACCCCCGUCGUCAAGGCUGGCUCCGACAGCACGAGUGCCGCCGUGGUAGACCUCGAUUGGCCAGAGGACCCCAAGGGGAAGCCUCGGGUGACCGUUGCCCUCAAGGAGGUGUCGAACUAUCCUCCCGACGAGGAGUUUGCGAAGUUGGUGCGCAGGAUACUGCGGCCCGUGCGCGAGCUGGAGUCUGCGACGCUCUACGUCCUCCAGCGCGGCGAGGCCCUGUCGUCCGUGGGCGUGAACGUCGCCCCGUCCACCAUGGCCACGUGCUUGGCCACCGCUGUCAGGGACGUGCUGCAGGCGGACGCCGCGGUGCUCAACUCGGGGGCGGUGCGGGGCAGCAAGGUGUACUCGCACAGCGUGUCCUUCGGCGACUUGAAGAGCGAGUGCCCGUACCCUACGCCCAUGAUAAUCGUGCCCAUGCCGUUCGCCAUCCUGCGAGAAGCCGUGGGGCAGUCUCGCGCAGCUUGGCCUGCGAAGACGCCCUCCUCGCUGCAGGUAGACUCCGGCAUCCACGUGGGCGGCGACGGCUACCCCACCACCGUGGGGGGGUCCGAGCCGAGGCCCGACAGGCUGUACACGGUCGCCUGCGACGUGCGCGUCCUCGGCAGGAACGGCGUGUUCAGCGAGUAUUGCAGGCGGCACCCCGCGAGGAUACCCCCCGCCGACGCGGGACGCCCUCUGCUUCCCAUCUUGGUGGAGUUCUUCUGCGGGCUGAUGUGGGCGAGCCUCCUCGAGAAGGCAACCACCGCCAAUCUGCGGAGCACGGUCAGCAUCCAGGCCAACCAGCCUGAGGUGGACCUCACUCAGUUGCGCCAGAAGAGCAUCGACAAGUUCGUUCACAUGUUGGACAAGAACGACGAUGGAAGAAUAUCUCUCGAGGAGAUCCGCGAGUGCGCGGAGGAGUACUUGGGCGAAGAGAUGUCCUCCGGCGUCAUCCUCCAGCAGAUGCUUUCCAUGUUGGACAAGGACGGCGAUGGCAUCCUGACAACCAAUGAGUUGCGGAGCGGACUGAUUGGAGUGCUCAAUGGCCAUUGA